AUGUCGCCUUACUCGAAUGUGGCUUUGAUUGGAGCUAGUAUUUCAACCAGCCGUGGAGGUGGUAACCUUGGUCAAUCUAUCCUCAAGGCGCUGCUCGCUUCCAGGUUUAAUGUGACGGUCCUUUCGCGCGCCGAGUCGACGACUAAAUUUGACCCAACUGUCAAGUUGUCUAGACAAGAUGCUCUCGUUCUCGCCGUUGGCAGUGCUUCGCUCGAUUUUCAAAAGGAAAUAAUCGAUAUUGCUGUCGAAGUGGGCGUGAAGCGAAUCAUCCCCUCAGAGUUUGGAAGCGAUCUCACCAAUGAAGCUACCCUUAAAGCCGUCCCGGUCUAUCAGCAAAAGGUCGAUAUCAUGGAGUAUCUCAAGAAGGCCGUGGCUUCUCAUCCGCAAACGACCUGGACGAGCAUUGUUUCCGGUCCAUUUUAUGACUGGGCGCUGUGUGGUCCGCCUGCUUUCCCAGCCGGAAAAUACAAGAACCAAUACAUCUUCAUCAGCGAGUACACCAUCUGCCAGAACGACAUCUUCGCAGCCGUCCAGCAGGCAACUGGAACCACCGUCUCGGACUGGAAAGUAGAACACUGCGACGCCGAGGCCCUGCGCAAGAAGGGAUAUGAGCGUGUCGAGAAGGAGGAUUUUUAUGGUCUUUACGAUCUCAUCUUUGCGGCGCAUUUUCAGGCCGGACACGGGGCGGAAUUCUCCACGAUCAGGAAGCUCGAGAACAAAGCUAUUCGGCUAGAAGGCGAGGGAGAGUCUUUGUUGGACUGUACCAAACGGGUUCUCUCUGAGAUCUAG
Messenger RNA from Penicilliopsis zonata CBS 506.65, 789 nucleotides. RefSeq lists its product as hypothetical. Bases 1 to 789 code for a protein of 262 amino acids. The transcript is spliced from 5 exons. The record is from RefSeq and is a predicted model, not a curated record. NCBI's taxonomy places the organism in Eukaryota, Fungi, Ascomycota, Eurotiomycetes, Eurotiales, Aspergillaceae.